AUGGAUGCGGCAUUUUGCAAGAAGAAUGUAGAGAAUGCUAAGAAGUCGAUGUACAUUGAGGAAAAGUCCAGCAAGGGCAAUGUAAUAUCCCUUAUUUUCUCACUGAAGGAAGAGAUUGGAGCCUUGGCCAAAGCCUUGCGACUGUUUGAGGAGAAAGGUAUGAAUCUCACUCACAUUGAAUCCAGGCCUUCCCGCUUCAAGAGAGGAGAGUAUGAGUUCUUUAUCGACCUGGACUGUAAAGACAUGGUCAGCCUCGAGGAGAUCCUCCUCGGUUUACGACAAGAAAUCAGCGGCACUGUUCAUGAACUUUCACGGGACAAGAUAAAGGACACAGUUCCAUGGUUUCCUCGGACAAUUCAAGAUUUGGACAGAUUUGCAAAUCAGAUCCUGAGCUAUGGGUCAGAGCUUGAUUCAGAUCAUCCUGGUUUUACAGAUUCAGUGUAUCGAGCUCGCAGGAAGGAGUUUGCAGACAUUGCAUACAACUAUCGACAUGGCGAUGUGAUUCCCAGAGUAGAGUACACGGAGGAUGAGAUAAAAACCUGGAGUGUUGUAUUUCGAGAAUUGAAGACACUCUACCCAACCAAUGCAUGCAGAGAACACAAUAUCGUGUUUCCACUGUUGGAGCAGUACUGUGGCUAUCGGGAGCAUAACAUUCCACAACUUGAGGAUGUCUCCAAGUUCUUACAGUCUUGCACAGGGUUCCGUCUGCGGCCUGUAGCUGGCCUCUUGUCCUCCCGCGAUUUCCUGGCAGGUCUCGCAUUCCGUGUCUUUCAUUCCACACAGUACAUCCGACAUGGAUUGGAACCAAUGUACACACCAGAACCGGAUGUGUGUCACGAGUUGCUGGGACAUGUGCCACUCUUUGCCGACCCGAAAUUUGCCCAGUUUUCACAGGAGAUAGGACUUGCCUCCCUGGGCGCUCCAGAUGAAUAUAUUGAGAAGCUCGCGACGGUGUACUGGUUCACAGUGGAGUUCGGCCUCUGUAAGCAGAAUAACGAGAUCAAGGCCUAUGGCGCAGGACUGCUGUCUUCCUUUGGAGAACUGCAGUAUUGCCUAACGAAUAAACCAGAGAUGCGUCCCUUUGAACCCGACCAGGUAGCCUGUCAGAAAUAUCCAAUCACCAACUUCCAACCAGUCUACUUUGUUGCAGAAUCAUUUGAAGACGCAAAGGAAAAAGUGAGGAAAUUCGCUGCCACAAUCCCUCGGCCCUUCUCUGUCCAUUAUAACUCUUACACCCAAAGUAUUGAAGUUCUGGACAGCAUUGAGCAGCUGAAGGACCUGGUUGACAGCAUCAGUGGUGAAAUUGGAACUCUCUACCACGCUCUCAGGAAACUUCAGUGAAGGUGGCAAAGGACAAAUUCUUCCUGUGAAAACCAAGUUAUCAAUAAGUGUGCAAGGACCCUUCAAAAAGAAAAGUACAGAAUGAGAGCAGUACA
Carcharodon carcharias (great white shark) is the source of this 1436-nucleotide messenger RNA. RefSeq names its product phenylalanine hydroxylase (gene pah). The record is from RefSeq and is a predicted model, not a curated record. Gene Ontology annotation, biological process: L-tyrosine biosynthetic process; L-phenylalanine catabolic process. The coding region runs from base 1 to 1341 and encodes 446 amino acids. The transcript has 13 exons. NCBI's taxonomy places the organism in Eukaryota, Metazoa, Chordata, Chondrichthyes, Lamniformes, Lamnidae. Gene Ontology annotation, molecular function: phenylalanine 4-monooxygenase activity; iron ion binding.